AGCAGCGAGUUCUCUGUCUUUCCUAUCCAAUGUCCCCCCGAGUAGACAGGGCCACGUGCAUACAAUAGAAAUUUUGUUACCAGCAUCUUCUUUUCCAGCGCAUUUGUGUUUCACAGAAACACACAGCAAAAACAGCCAUGGUGAAGUUAGCUAAGACACCGAAACAGCAAAUUCAGAAGAAAAAAGCUCCUCCACCCCCUAAAGAAGUUGAGGAGGAAUCUAGUGAAGAGGACAGCAGUGAUGAGGAAGAGAGUCCUCCUCUGAAAGUUGCUAAGAAAGCCACUCCGGCUAAAGCUACCCCGGUUGCCAAAAAUGGCACAAAGGCUAAAAAAGCAGAAAGUGAUGAUGAUGAUGAUGAUUCUGAGGAAGAGUCUUCUGAAGAGGAAGCGCCUCCACCAAAGAAGACACCUGCAAAAGCAACCCCUGGGAAAACCCCAGCCAAACCCACCCCAGCUAAGGCAGCCCCCGCAAAGGCAGAGGAGUCUGAUGAUGAUGAUGAUGACGACGAUGAUGAUGAUGAGUCUGAAGAGGAAGCCCCCCCUCCCAAGAAAGCGGCAAAGUCUGCUGCAAAGCCGCCUGCCAAAGCCAAGCCUGCAAAAGAGUCCGAUGAUGAUGAUGAUGAUUCAGAAGAGGAGGCCCCGCCCCCCAAAAAGGCUACUCCUGCUAAACCAGUAGCCAAAGCAGCUGCCAAGCCAGUAGCUAAAGCACAACCUGCUGAAGAGUCUGAUGAUGAUGAUGACGACGAUUCAGAAGAGGAGGCCCCACCCCCCAAAAAGGGUACUCCUGCUAAACCAGUAGCCAAAGCAGCUGCCAAGCCAGUAGCUAAAGCACAACCUGCUGAGGAGUCCUCUGAAGAUGAUGAUGAUGAAGAUGAGUCUGAAGAGGAAAUGGACACCACUCCUUCUCCAGCUGUCGCAAAAGCAAAGAAAGCAGGCAUGGUGAAGGCUAAAGAAGAGUCGGAAGAUGACGACGAUGAUGAUGAUGAUGACGACGACGACGAGGAAGAAGAGGAAGUUCCAGUGAAACCAGCAAAGAGAAAGGCAGAGAACAAAACAGAAAGCAAGAAGGACACACCACCUGCAAAGAAAGCAAAGUCAGAUGGAGAAGGGUUCUGUCUUUUUGUCGGAAACCUGAACUCAAAUAAAGAUUUUGAGGAGAUCAAAGUUUCUUUGAGGAAAUUCUUCACAAAAAACAGCCUUGAGGUUGUUGAUGUCCGGGUAGGAGGAUCAAAGAGAUUUGGCUACGUAGACUUUGCCUCUGAGGAAGACAUGAACAAAGCACUGGAACUCAAUGGAAUGAAGGUCAUGGGUCAGGAGGUGAAACUGGACAAGGCCCGAAGCAAAGAGAACUCACAGGAAGGCAGGAAAGAGAGGGAUGCACGGACACUGUUUGUAAAAAACCUUCCCUUCUCUGUAACGGUUGAUGACCUAAAAGAACUGUUUGAGGAUGCUGUGGAUGUCAGGCUACCUCAAGGCCAGAACGGCUCAAACAGAGGCAUUGCCUACAUUGAGUUUAAAACUGAGGCUGAAGCAGAGAAGAUGUUGGAGGAGGCUCAGGGAGCUGAUCUGCAAGGGAGGUCCAUUAUUGUUGACUAUGUCGGAGAAAAGAGCCAAAAAGGAGCCAAGGUUGCAGCAACAGCAGCAGCCAACAAAACUCUGGUGGUGAAUAAUCUCUCCUUCAGUGCUACUGACGAAGUGUUACAAUCCACAUUUGAGAAGGCCAUCUCCGUAAGGAUCCCACAGAAAGAUGGCAGACCCAAAGGUUUUGCUUUUGUAGAGUUUGAGAGCGCAGAUGAUGCCAAGGAAGCUCUGGAAAACUUUAACAACACAGAGAUUGAAGGCCGGACAAUCCGACUGGAGUACAGCCAGAACAGCGGUGGAAGAGAUGGAGGCAGGGGGAACUCUGGUCCAACAAAAACCCUCUUUGUCAAGGGUCUCUCUGAGGACACGACAGAUCAGAGCCUGAAGGAAGCUUUCGAGGGUUCUGUAGCAGCCAGGAUAGUUACAGACAGAGAGACGGGGUCAUCAAAAGGCUUUGGCUUUGUCGAUUUUGACAACGAAGAUGAUUGUAAGGCAGCCAAAGAAGCAAUGGAAGAUGGUGAGAUAGACGGCAGCAGGGUGACCCUAGACUACGCCAAGCCCAAGGGUGAGGGUGGUUUCCGUGGAGGCAGAGGUGGUGGUGGCGGAUUUGGUGGAUUUGGUGGUCGUGGCGGAUUCAGAGGAGGCCGCGGUGGAGGCAGAGGAGGAGGAAGAGGAGGCCAUCGUGGAGGUGGACGCGGAGGCGGACGUGGCGGUUUUGGAGGUGGAAGAGGUGGUGGAUUUGGAGCAAAGCCCCAGGGGAAGAAAAUUAAAUUUGAUGACUAAAGUCUUGUAUUUUAGGUUUUGAAUGGACUCUGGUUUCAUCAGUUGUCAGAGCUUUUGGACAUUCCAGAAAGCGUCAUUGGUAUAUAUUUAACUGUUAAUGGGCAUUUUUAGCCCUGUGUUUAGGACCCCCCCACCCGCCCCACACCUGCUAUUCCCUGCUGUGCCAGAAUGGUACUUCUGACCUUUUCAAGCGCUGAAAGUCUGGACAAAAAUCCCACACCUCUUGCCCUCCUUAGCUGUUUUUUUCCAGAAGGAGUAAAAUGGAUGGUUCUGUCAAACAGGUUUACUGUGAAAAUAUGCUUGUUUUGUCAGAUAAAUUGUGUAAAUUUAAACAGUUUGUAUGAUUUCAUUUUACCUUUUUGUAAAAAAAAAAAAGGAAAAAGAAAAUACACAUAUCUGUAGGUUUUUAUUUUGUCAAGUUUUCUUUAGAUACCAAGUUUUACUGUACAAAUUUUCAUAGUCCAUGCCUCAGUUUCUUUUUUUUUUUCUUUUUCUUUUUUUUUUUUUUUUUUUUUUUUUUUAUGUUUUCCAUGGUUGUUUGGGGUCGAGUUGCUGGAAGAGUUGUGGCUGAAAGACAUCUGUAACAUAAAAUGUUUGUAGUGCAUUGACUGUUUUUUCCCCCCCCAAUUUCAACAUUUUCACAUCAUGAAAUAAAACCUUGUUAGGUGUUGAUUUUUA
Molecule: messenger RNA, 3041 nt
Organism: Melanotaenia boesemani (Boeseman's rainbowfish)
Lineage: Eukaryota; Metazoa; Chordata; Actinopteri; Atheriniformes; Melanotaeniidae
Gene: nucleolin
Product: nucleolin
Exons: 16
Coding region: 138-2363 (741 amino acids)
Cellular component (GO): cytoplasm; nucleus; ribonucleoprotein complex
Molecular function (GO): mRNA binding
Source: RefSeq, a predicted model, not a curated record